AUGUCUCUGACAGGUAUCCUCGUUGGAAAGACUGCCAUAAUCACGGGAGGGACGACGGGCAUCGGCCGUGCCAUCUGCCUCGAAUACCUGAGGCAUGGAGCUGAUGUGACCGUAAACCACCUUGGCCUAGACAAGGAUCGAAAGCAUCUUGACUCCCUCGUCGCGGAAGCAGAAGCCCUAAGAAAAGCCGAUGGUAGCGCAGGCCGUCUUCUCCACGUCCAGGGUGACGUCAGGAACCCUGACGACGCAGCGAAGCUGGUAUCUCUGGCUGUGAACAGCUCUACAAACAAGCGUCUCGAUGUGUGCGUGUCAAACGCGGGGGUGUGUACCUUCGCCGACUUCCUGGACUGUUCGCCGGACCUACUAGAGACGACGGUGCGAACCAACCUAGACGGGGCGUUCUACGUGGUACAGGCUGCGGCAAGGCAGAUGGCGAGGAACCAGACACCUUCAGGUGGUAGUAUCAUCGGUGUAUCGUCCAUUUCGGCUCUCGUGGGUGGUGGCACACAGGCACACUACACCCCCACCAAGGCUGGCGUCCUCAGUCUGAUGCAGAGCACCGCCGUCGCCCUAGGAAAGUACGGCAUCCGUUGCAACGCCCUGCUUCCCGGGACCAUCAAGACGCAGCUCAACGAAGAGGAUCUAGCAAAUGACUCCAAGAGGAAGUACACCGAGGGGAGAAUUCCGCUAGGCAGGACAGGUGACACGAAGGAUAUGGCCGGGCCGGCCGUCUUCCUAGCCAGUGACGAGCUCAGCGGCUACGUCACGGGCGCACAAUUGCUUGUUGACGGUGGUCUCUUUGUCAAUUUGCAGUAG
Molecule: messenger RNA, 816 nt
Organism: Geosmithia morbida
Lineage: Eukaryota; Fungi; Ascomycota; Sordariomycetes; Hypocreales; Bionectriaceae
Product: L-rhamnose 1-dehydrogenase
Exons: 1
Coding region: 1-816 (271 amino acids)
Molecular function (GO): oxidoreductase activity, acting on the CH-OH group of donors, NAD or NADP as acceptor
Source: RefSeq, a predicted model, not a curated record